UUUCGUUACAACGACAGAAAUAACUUUAAAUCGUAGAUGAGUUUACACAUCUCUUUAGUAUUGUUUAUUAUUUUUAUUUCUAAAGUUGACAGUCAGUUCAACGACAUUUGUGGCCCAAAUAAUGGAAAACGAUUUUAUUUGGAACCAGGCGAAAACGGAUCUUUAUUGGGGGAUAUCAAACAUAAUGUUUUUGUUCAAAGCAAAAAUAUUAGUAUGUACAAUAAAUGUACAGUAGAAUUUAUUACUUGUCCUUCUUGUGUGAUAGAAGUUCAAUUUAGGCAUUUGAACAUUUCGAGAAAUUGUGGAAAAGCCUCUGUUUUUGAUACCUGUGGAUGCGAUUAUGUUUGGAUAUAUGAGCCACAAAUAGAAGAUGCGUCAGGUGAACAAUUUUGUGGAAGAUUCGUUAAGACUAACACUUCCCAACUAUCAUACGUCAGUCAAACAAGAACAGUGGCAUUUACGUUUAUUUACAACAACGAAUAUGGACAUGCAUUUACUCUGGACUACUUUACAAAGAGAAACAGGUUUGUAUUUUGGGGUUAUCCUAAACCUGGAAAAAUGAACAACGCAAGUCAGUUUUUAUCAUCACCAUUUUUUCCACAUAUGUAUCCAAUUGAUUUAAGUGCAGAAUACGUUAUAAAUUGCGAAUCAAUCGAACCAUGUCGAAUUAACUUGCUAUUUACGGAUUUUCUAUUAGACAUGUCAUCAAUUGUUGAGUUCUUUGACUGGAAUGGGCAGAGGAUGUACGUUAUAUCUGGGAAUGUUUUCAGGCCCCCGGUGAUCACAAGCAAUGGUCCUUCACUGGUGAUAAGAUUUUAUGCUAAUGGUGCAUCGCAUCUUGGUUUUAAAGCUUCUUACUCUUUUAUUUUAGGAAAUAUUCAUGAUUCCGCUUUUAAGCCCCAUAUAGGUUGCGGAGGAAAUGUAAAUAAUUUGGGAGGUGGAAUUACUAUGAUGAACAUGGUUACAAAAGGAACAGCUUUAUUUGAUUGUGUCUGGAUAGUCAAACCACCUGAGAAUUUUAGACAUAGAAAAACGCAUUUGUAUGUUAAAAUUGUAACGUUUUUAGAAUUCGCUGGUACCACUGAAUUGACUAUUAGACAGGGAGCCACAUCAAAUCAGCCUUCCGUAGAAACGUUGCGUCACCCUGCGGCACAUUUUGGCAGUUCUAAGCAAGUUGAGCAUAUUGUUCCUAUUAAUCAGGGAUUUUACAUAAGAUUAAGAGGCAUCUUUACCCCAAAAUCUCAAUUGGCUAUCAUAUAUGCUGCGUUUAAUUACAAAGAUUGCUUCGGAGGUUCUGACUUUUUGUGCCACAACAUGAGAUGUAUAUCAGUUUUGCUUAAUUGCGAUGGUUUUGAUCAUUGUGGUGAUAACAGUGAUGAAUUAAACUGUUUUCAAGAUCCUAAGGAUCAUCGAGAGUUUUCCAAAAUCCCAAAUUUUCUAUUUCCCAAAACUGAACCAUAUUCUGAUAUAACAACGGCUACUUUCGUGUUUUUGACCUGCAGUUUUGGUUUAAUUGGUAUAAUUCUAGCGAUGGCUUUACUUCUUUAUAGAGUCAAUAUAAGAGCUCAACACCAAAGGCAAAUUCAGGACCAUAUUGAGACCAUUCAUGCAAUAUUAGAAGAAAGCGUUGGAGACAUCGAAGAGGAAAUUAUCGUUCCUGAUGAACCUCCAGACUAUGAACAUCCACCAGAAUACAAUGAACUAGUAAAAAUGAAGUAUUUCAAAGAGUUUGAAGAACUUAAAAUUGAGCAAAAAAGGUGUUGCAGAUGCAAUUGCAUAUCAAAUGUACAAUUAGAGGCAAGCAGAUCGGAUGUUGACUUAACUGUUCUUUUCCCUUGUGAUAGCUUAGCAUCAGAAGCAAGCACAAGCCAAACUUGCUGUACUAUUUCUCCUUCCAUACGUAUUCCUGAUUCUCCGCCACCCGCAUAUGACAAUUUAGCAACGACAGCUCUGGAAAAUGAGAAAGGUGCCAAUAAUAUUGUUAGUGAACAUUCAAUGACUGAAUUUACAGAGUUUACAUUUUCUGAACCAGGACCAUCUGUUGACACCGUACCAAUCCCACAACAACCAACCACAUCUGAAGAUUCUACAGAAAGCAGAGCGACUAAAUAUUUUGAGAAUCUUCCCAAAUAUUCCUCGCAAAUCUUCAAUGAAAUAAAGAAGGGAAUCCGCAACUGCAAAUCCAUGAAUAUUCUAAGAAGCGCCAGACGACCAGUUAGUUUAUCCGAGGAAAAUUUGAUUAGAUAUUUUUCAGAUUCAGAAUUAAUUUUUAAUUCAAGAGUGAAUAUUAAUAGCGGUGCUGACAGUUUUAGAUUUAGGAAGAGUUUUUCGAGUAGUGCUCUCUCAUCAGUUUGAAAACGAAUGUAAGAAAACAGUUUUGGAAAGAACGCAUCUGAAGUUGUUGUUUGUUUAUUUGUGAUUAUCCAGCUUAACACUUCAUC
This is a messenger RNA of Psylliodes chrysocephalus, 2441 nucleotides long. The record is from the annotation of a GenBank genome assembly. NCBI's taxonomy places the organism in Eukaryota, Metazoa, Arthropoda, Insecta, Coleoptera, Chrysomelidae.